Lodderomyces parapsilosis is the source of this 783-nucleotide messenger RNA. RefSeq names its product mediator complex subunit. Gene Ontology annotation, molecular function: transcription coactivator activity. The transcript has a single exon. Gene Ontology annotation, cellular component: mediator complex; core mediator complex. Gene Ontology annotation, biological process: regulation of transcription by RNA polymerase II. The coding region runs from base 1 to 783 and encodes 260 amino acids. The record is from RefSeq and is a predicted model, not a curated record. NCBI's taxonomy places the organism in Eukaryota, Fungi, Ascomycota, Pichiomycetes, Serinales, Debaryomycetaceae.
AUGGAAGCGUUAGAUGAAAUACAAUGGAAAUCACCCGAGUUCAUUCAAGAACGAGGAUUAAACACGGCUAAUGUCUUGGAAUACUUUGCUCUAUCACCAUUUUACGAUCGUACAUCAAAUAAUCAAGUAUUGAUGAUGCAGUUUCAAUAUCAACAAAUUCAAAUACCAGUACAUAUAUCAUUCCAUCAAUAUUUCCAAUCGCGAUUGUCUGAAAUGACUGGUAUUGAAUUUGUGAUUGCCUAUAUCAAGGAACCCGAUUUUUGGAUUAUACGAAAACAGAAACGAAUCAACUCACAAGUUACCACUACCUUGCAAGAUUAUUACAUCAUUGGUGCUAACAUAUAUCAAGCACCCAAAGUAUACGACGUGUUAUCAUCAAGAUUACUUGCUACUGUCUUGUCGCUAAAACUGUCAAUAGAUACACUAAACAAUAUGACGAGUUACCACAUUUCUGAUGGUGCUCAUUCAUUCAAUAAUUCAAUCCAUGGCAACACCAAAAAUACCACAAACACUCCUAGUCAAACCAAUUCUGAUCCUACUCCAAUUAGCAACUUGGAAACACCAAUUGCAAUGACGGAUUCCCCGGCAAUUGGUGCACCUGCCACGAUUGCUACAACUCCAACCCAAUCUACGUCUACUAUCCCCAGUGCUGCUGCAUUCGACGCACUCCUAACAGAAGUAGUUAAUGAUACUACAAAUAAAGAUUAUUUAGAAGAUAUUCCGUUAUAUGGAAAGGGAAGUACACUAGAAUUGCUAGGCAUAAAACCAUCAAAUCCUAUAUAG